AUGGAAGAAUCGGAGACGAGUAUGGAAGUGCGUAGCUUAACGGGUGAAUCCAUAGUUGUCUCCAUUUUGCCGAACAAAACCAUUCAAGAACUCAAGCAACUCCUCAAGAAAACAUUCCCACCGGCUUCAAUUUCCCCAAAUUUCCAUCUCUUUCACAAGGGUGUCAAAUUAGGUUUAGAGAGUAAGAUAAGUGAUCAUUCAGUUGGGAGUGGGGAAUUUCUUGUACUUGUUCCCUAUACAAAGAAAGACAGACAACAGAACAAGAAAACUGAGACACCUGCAAGUUCAUCUGUCCCAGUUGGUGGCUCAACUCUGAAAGAAGCUGAGACAGCAUGGUCUGAUAUGAUGGAAGACUUGUCUUACUUGAGCAGCAUAUCUAGGAAUGAAAAUCAGAACAAAGCUCUUUUGGAUGAAACACGUUAUAGAGAUUCAGAUGGACACAAUUGCAGUGUUCCGAUGAGUUGUUCUUCACAGGUUAAGCGCAAGAGAAGCAUCAAGGAUGAUAAGAUGGAAGGACAUGCAGAUGAGCUAGUCCUUAGCAUACUAAAAUCAUCUUCCAAUGUCAUGGAUGACGAGAAAGCUAAGAUAUUUGUUCAGGUUUUAGCGUCUAUAAAUUGUUUUACCGACCCGGAUUCAGGCAACUGUAUGUGGGAGGAAGCCAACAGAAACGACAACGUAUCUGAUCCAUGUAUGAGUGGUAGUGAUUUGUGCGGGUGUCCGACGUGGUUGAGGAGAAUAAGCAAUAUAUUUUCUUUUUUAAGCAUCUAUUCAGCUUCCUUACAACUUCAGCAGGGACAAGUUACCUACUCCAGUCUGAAGGGAGCACUCGAUCGUCUCUGUCUGUUUGGAUUUCGAGCUGGUGUCACAGACAUCGAGCAACUUUCCCUAGUUUGUCCUAAGGUUGUACACAUUGUUGAUGAUGAUACCGUGGUUAAAAAUUUCAAGGAUGGUAUUAAUAUUUUCAGAAACUCAACAACAAAGGAUGAACAGAGUGCAACUAAAAAAAGUGUAACCAUAUCAAAUGUUCUCCGCUCAAUGAAGAAAAGGGAGUAUGCAUUCCGAACAAGUCUUUUGAAGUUAGUCAAGUUGUUAAAGACUACAGGACUCUUGUCUGAUGACUUCAUGACCAAUUUAAAAGAUGGGGUUUUCAUCCUAUUCUUUCUUACUUGUCAAAAUGGAAAUGAGUUCUCUAAAAUUUCCCUGGAAGAUUUCAUUACCUUUGUGAAGCAAGGUGGUAUUGGUGCUACAGGCAUUGACACGAAACGAGCAGGUUCUCAUGCCUUUGAAGCAAACUGUUGUGAUACAAAUCCUAUGACACCUUUGGAAAUGGUGGAACAUCUGAGAAAAGGGAUUGGAUCUGAUGGACAGGUUGUUCAUAUUGAAAAUAUCACUGCCCGCAAUGCCACCUAUGUUGAGAUCCCAAGUGCACUUUCAGAAAGCACAGUAUUGGCAUUGAAAAAUAUUGGAAUUACCAGAUUAUACAGCCAUCAGGCUGAGUCUAUCCAGGCUUCUCUUGCGGGAAAAAAUGUUGUUGUAGCUACCUUGACAUCCAGUGGGAAAUCUCUUUGCUACAAUGUGCCAGUUCUGGAAGUAUUAUCCCAGAAUUUGUCAGCAUGUGCUCUAUACCUCUUUCCUACAAAGGCUUUGGCACAAGAUCAACUAAGGUCUUUAUUAAACAUGACCAACGAGUUUAGUGCUGACCUCAGAAUUGGUGUAUAUGAUGGGGACACUUCUCAGAUGGAUAGGAAGUGGCUGCGUGAUAAUGCUAGACUGUUGAUCACAAAUCCUGAUAUGUUGCAUGUCUCAAUCUUGCCAUGUCAUAGACAAUUCAGUCGAAUUUUAUCAAAUCUUAGGUUUGUCGUUGUUGAUGAAGCUCAUUCGUAUAAGGGGGCGUUUGGAUGUCAUACUGCUCUUAUUUUGAGGAGACUUCACCGACUUUGUUCUCAUGUGUAUGGCAGUAAUCCUUCAUUUAUAUUUUCUACUGCGACUUCUGGAAAUCCUGUGGAGCACUCAAAGGAGCUCUCAAAUCUACCAACAAUAGAGUUGAUUCAGAAUGAUGGUAGUCCAUCUGGCUUAAAGCUUUUUAUGUUAUGGAAUCCUCCUUUGUGCCUGAAAAAGAUCUCAAAGAGAAUUAAGACUGACAUUGAUGAUGGCUCUGUUGACAAUCAUCUGAUUGCUAGAAGAUCAAGUCCCAUUUUGGAGGUUUCUUGCCUUUUUGCAGAAAUGAUGCAGCAUGGUCUUCGUUGUAUUUCAUUUUGUAAAACACGCAAACUUUGUGAGCUUGUCUUAUGUUACACGCGUGAGAUUCUUCAGGAAACAGCACCUCAUUUAGUUGAUACUAUAUGCGCUUACCGAGCUGGUUAUACUGCUGAGGAUCGAAGAAGAAUUGAGCAUGACUUUUUCAAUGGUAGUAUAUGCGGUAUUGCUGCUACAAAUGCUCUUGAAUUGGGUAUUGAUGUAGGACAUAUUGAUGCCACCCUACAUCUAGGCUUUCCAGGCAGUAUAGCUAGUCUGUGGCAACAAGCAGGAAGGUCAGGCAGACGGGGAAAUGCAUCACUUGCUAUUUAUGUUGCCUUUGAAGGGCCUUUGGAUCAAUAUUUCAUGAAAUUCCCCCAGAAACUUUUCAGGGGCCCAAUUGAAUGUUGUCAUAUAGAUGCAAGAAACCGGCAGGUUCUUGAACAGCAUCUGGCUGCUGCUGCUUUUGAACAUCCACUGAACUUGUCUGAUGACGAGAAAUACUUUGGUUCUGGCUUGGAGAGUAUCAUAAUGGCACUUAAAAACAAGGGAAUCCUGAGUACAGAUAUAUCACGUAGUGCUACAGCUAGAAUAUGGAGCUACAUCGGGUUGGAGAAGAUGCCCUCAAGUGCCAUUAGCAUUCGAGCCAUAGAAACUGAGCGGUACAAAGUGAUUGACAUUCAAAAGAAUGAACUCCUGGAAGAAAUUGAAGAAAGCAAGGCUUUCUUUCAGGUUUAUGAAGGGGCUAAUUAUAUGAAUCAAGGGAAAACGUAUCUUGUGAAGGAGCUUGAUGUGGCAAACAGAAUUGCUUGGUGCCAACGAGCGGACCUGAAAUAUUAUACCAAAACUCGUGACUAUACUGAUGUCCAAGUCACUGGUGCCAACUUUGCUUACCCAGCAAGGACUACUAGUCUGCAACUUCCAAGAACAACUGCCCAAGCACAAAGUUGUAGAGUAACGACCACGUGGUUCGGUUUCCGCAAAAUAUGGAAAAAGAGCAACCAAGUCUUUGACACUGUUGAACUUUCACUUCCUAAUUACACAUAUGAAACGCAGGCUGUCUGGAUUCAAGUUCCUCAGACCAUAAAGACAGCUGUAGAGACCUUAAAUUAUUCAUUCCGAGGAGGCUUACAUGCUGCUGGUCAUGCUCUUCUUAAUGUUGUUCCUAUGUACAUAGUUUGCAAUUCAUCUGAUUUAGCCUCAGAGUGUGUAAACCCUUAUGAUUCCCGCAAUGUUCCAGAAAGAAUUCUACUUUAUGAUCCACAUCCUGGAGGGACUGGCAUUUCAGCACAGGUGCAGCAUAUAUUCAGUGAGCUGCUGACUGCUGCUUUGGAACUUCUUGCAUCAUGUUGUUGCUCUGGCGAUACUGGCUGCCCUAACUGUGUACAAAAUAUUUCUUGUCACGAGUACAAUGAGGUUUUGCACAAGGAUGCUGCCAUAAUGAUAAUCAAGGCUGUAAUAGAGGAAGACGAAUCCUACUUCAAGAGUAUAUCAGAGUUGUCUUAGGUGUUUGUUUCCCAAUCCCAAUAUUAGAGAUGGGACAGUAUGUUUAGAUGUCAUUCUACAUAAGUCAAGAUUCCAUGUUUGUGUCUUCAGCCGACAACUAGGCAACACUAAAG
Messenger RNA from Solanum verrucosum, 3854 nucleotides. RefSeq lists its product as uncharacterized. The transcript has 28 exons. Lineage: Eukaryota; Viridiplantae; Streptophyta; Magnoliopsida; Solanales; Solanaceae. Bases 1 to 3741 code for a protein of 1246 amino acids. The record is from RefSeq and is a predicted model, not a curated record. Gene Ontology annotation, molecular function: nucleic acid binding; protein binding; ATP binding.